AUGGCCGUCUCCGCAAAAACACCACAAUUUCCCAUAAGCUCCGACCACCAAAACCACCAACUUGCCAAAUCCCUUAAUCUUAAACCCCAGAAUUUCGCUCAAAUCAUGAAAAAUCAGUUCUCCCUGAAAAAAAUCCACCAAAAACCUCUCUCAAGCUCAACCACUCCCUCAGCCGCCAACGCCGAUCCCAACUCGUACCUGACUCAGCUGUGCGCUCAGAGCGAACUAAAUCAAGCCAUAAAUUUCCUAACCGCCGCCGUUUCUAAAGACCCACAAGAUGACAUCGAAGAAGAAACCUUCGUGUCUUUACUUAUGCUGUGCGAAAACAAGCGAGCGUCUGAAGAAGGGCUGUUGGUUUACUCUUUGGUGUCGAAAACGGAGACCACGCAUCUGAGCCUGAGGCUGGGAAAUGCGCUCUUGAGCAUGUUCAUUCGGUUGGGCAACCUAACCGAUGCCUGGUACGUGUUCGGCAAAAUGCAGGAAAGGAAUUUGUUUUCCUGGAACGUCUUGAUUGGUGGCUAUGCCAAAAAGGGGUUUCUAGACGAGGCAAUCGAGCUGUACGAACGUAUGUUGUGGCUCGGUGAAGUCGGAAUUAGACCCGACGUGUACACUUUCCCAUGUGUGUUGAGAGCUUGUGGUGGUUUGGGUGAUUGGAGAAGAGGUCGGGAGAUUCAUUCCCACGUGUUGCGGUUUGGGUACGAAUCUGAUACCGAUGUUUCCAAUGCUUUGAUAACUAUGUAUGUGAAGUGCGGGGAUUUGUGGGGGGCAAAGGACGUGUUCGACAGAAUGCCUAAGAGAGAUAGAAUCUCGUGGAAUGCUAUGAUCUCUGGGUAUUUCGAGAAUGGGGAGUGUUUGGAUGGGCUGCUUUUGUUCUUAUCCAUGAGGGAGAAAUGUUGUUUUCAUCCGAAUUUAAUGACCUUGACAAGCGUAAUUUCUGGUUGCCAAACUUUUGGUGAUGAGAGGCUCGGGCAGGCGGUUCAUGGAUACGUGGCAAAGACGGAGUGCUGGACCGAGGCUUCUGUAGGUAACUCUUUGAUUCAGAUGUAUUCAUGUUUUGGGAAUUUGGGUGUUGCAGAAAUGAUUUUCGAUAGAAUUGAAUGUAAGGACGUGCUUUCUUGGACCUCGAUGAUUUCGGGCUACAACAAUAACGGGCUUGCUGAAAAAGCUAUCGAGACUUAUGAAAAGAUGGAAUCAAAAGGGAUUGCCCCUGAUGAGAUCGCAAUUGUCGGAGUAUUGUCCGCGUGUACAUCUGUUGGUAAUUUGGAGAUGGGCGUAAGGCUUCACGAGCUGGCCAAAAGGACUGGGCUUGUGGAAAAUCUAAUGGUUGCUAGUGUCCUUAUAGACUUCUAUUCCAAGUGUAAAUGUGUAGAUAAGGCUUUAGAGGUCUUCCAUCGAAUUCCCAACAAAGACGUGAUAUCCUGGACAUCGAUUAUUCUCGGGCUCCGUAUCAAUAACCGAAACAUUGAAGCUUUGAUUUACUUUCGGCAGAUGAAGCUUGGUCUAAACCCUAAUGAUGUCACAUUUAUCUCCGUUCUUUCGGCAUGCGCCCGUAUAGGGGCAUUGGUUCGUGGAAAAGAAAUCCAUGCACACGUGCUAAGAAAAGGAUCAUUAGGGUUUGAUGGGUUUUUACCGAAUGCGAUUCUCGAUAUGUACGUGAGGUGUGGGAAGAUGGAGCUCGCAAGGAAUCAGUUUAGUUCGCAGAUGAGAGAUGUUUCUUCUUGGAAUAUUAUGCUGAUGGGCCACGCGCGGAGGGGUCGGGGCCCACUUGCAGUGGAUUUAUUUGAUAAAAUGGUCGAUUCGGAUGAAGUGAUGCCGGACGAUGUCACGUUUAUAGCUCUUUUGUGUGCCUGCAGUCGAUCGGGGAUGGUAACUGAGGGUUUGCAGUAUUUUAAUAGUAUGGAAAAGAGAUAUUCUAUAGUUCCUAGUUUAAAGCACUAUACUUGUGUGGUCGAUUUAUUGGGCCGUGCGGGAAAACUGGACGAGGCAUAUGAGUUUAUUGAGAAGAUGCCUGUGAGGCCUGAUCCAGCUAUAUGGGGAGCCUUGUUAAAUGCAUGUAGAAUUCACAGACGGGUCGACUUAGGGGAGGCAGCAGCUAUGAAUAUUUUCGAGAUGGAUAAAAAGUCCCAUAUGUAUUAUAUUUUUCUGUGCGAUUUAUACUCGGAAUGUGGGAAAUGGGACGAGCUUGCUAAAUUGAGACAAAGAAUGAGAGAAAUGGGUCUAACUAUUGACCCUGCGUGCAGUUGGGUCGAAGUGAAAGGGGAAGUCCAUGCGUUUCUUAGUGGCAAUAAUUUUCACCCUCGGAUAAAGGAAAUAAAUUCUGUAUUGGUGGGAUUUUACGAGAAAAUGAAGAUGGCGCCUCAUAAUGAUGAUGAUUAUCCAGAUAGAAGUUCAUUUACGAAUGGGUUGGAGACCUCUAAAGCUGAAGUCUUUUGUGGGCACAGUGAGAGGCUGGCUGUUGCUUUUGGGCUCAUAAGCACUUCCCCAGGGAUGCCUAUUCGGGUGACGAAAAAUCUUUACAUGUGUGACAGCUGUCAUUAUACAGUGAAAUUUAUAUCCAAGGUUGUUAGAAGGGAGAUUUCUGUUAGGGAUGCCGAGGGCUUUCACCAUUUCAAGGACGGGAAGUGCUCGUGUGGAGAUGAGGGUUAUUUGAGAAAAUCUUGA
Molecule: messenger RNA, 2661 nt
Organism: Striga hermonthica
Lineage: Eukaryota; Viridiplantae; Streptophyta; Magnoliopsida; Lamiales; Orobanchaceae
Source: the annotation of a GenBank genome assembly